Molecule: messenger RNA, 933 nt
Organism: Salvia hispanica
Lineage: Eukaryota; Viridiplantae; Streptophyta; Magnoliopsida; Lamiales; Lamiaceae
Source: RefSeq, a predicted model, not a curated record
AUGGAAGUUUCAUGGAGCUUGGCAGCUCUAGCUCUCAUCCUCCCCAUAGCCCUCUUCCUCAUCCGAACCCGAACCCGAUCCAAACCCACCUCCUCCAACUGGCCCCCGGGCCCCAAACCCCUACCCGUCAUCGGAAACAUGCACCUCCUCAGCGCCCUCGCCUUCCGCUCCAUCACUCCCCUUUCCAACCAAUAUGGCCCCAUCAUGCGCCUCAAGCUAGGCGAGGUCGACACCAUUGUCGUAUCCUCGCGGGAGCUAUCCCGCGAGAUUCUCAAGCAGCACGACCCCUGCUACGCGGACAAACCCGACUCCAUCGGAAUCAAGGUCUUGUGGUACAACUACCGCGACAUCGCCUUCAGCCCCUACGGCGACUACUGGCGCCAGAUGCGCAAGAUCUGCAUCAUGGAGCUCCUCAGCCCCCGCAGCGUCCGCUCCUUCGCCUCCAUCCGCAGAGACGAGGUCUCUAACUUAAUUUCCUCCAUCCGCAGCCGCGCGGAUGGAGGACAGCCUGUCAACAUCAGCGACAGUAUUUUCUCCAUGAUGAGCUCGGUCACCUCUCGCGCCGCCUUUGGGAAGGUGUCCAAGGACAAGGACACGCUGAUUAAGAUUCUGCGAGACGGGAUCCAGAUGGCGGGAGGGUUUGAGAUUGCGGAUUUCUUUCCUUCCUCGUUUGUCAUCAACACCUUUAGUUGGACUAAGAUCAGGCUGCUGAUGAUGAGGCAUAAGCUUGAUGUGAUUCUCGACGAGCUCAUCCGACAGCACCAGCGCAAUCUGGCAAAGAUCGAGGAGGGGGAGAGAGGGAGGAAGGGCAACGGCGAGUUUGGUAACGAAGAUAUCAUUGAUGUCCUGCUUCGCCUCCAGGAGACUGGAGAGCUCCAGUUUCCUAUCAGGAAAGAGGACAUCAAAGCAGUCGUCUACGUAAGUACUGCAUAA